Rhincodon typus (whale shark) is the source of this 1597-nucleotide messenger RNA. It is a transcript of the gene pomk, whose product is annotated as protein O-mannose kinase. NCBI's taxonomy places the organism in Eukaryota, Metazoa, Chordata, Chondrichthyes, Orectolobiformes, Rhincodontidae. Gene Ontology annotation, biological process: protein phosphorylation; protein O-linked glycosylation; carbohydrate phosphorylation. The coding region runs from base 459 to 1532 and encodes 357 amino acids. Gene Ontology annotation, molecular function: ATP binding; carbohydrate kinase activity; protein kinase activity. The record is from RefSeq and is a predicted model, not a curated record. The transcript is spliced from 3 exons. Gene Ontology annotation, cellular component: endoplasmic reticulum membrane.
UAGCCUUGUAUCUGUUUUAUUGUGUGUGUGUGUAGCCUUGUAUCUGUUUUAUUCUGUGUGUGUGUUUGUGUUCUUCACUGGCUGCGGUGGACUCUCGGACGGUAGGUACGGCGCCUUGUCCGUGGUCUUCAGGCGGGGACGGGGGACGGGCGGAGGGGGCAGCUCCUCAUUCCUGCUGCCGGGUCUGUCUGCAGCGUGCGGGCCGGCUCGUGCUCCGGCUGCUCUCCCCAGACACAGGGCGGGCUUGAGAGGCCGCUUAGGCUCCGGGAGAGGCUCGAUCCGGCCCCGGUUCAUCCUGUGUCAGACGGAGAAGACGGAACAUUGAACAUUAGACCCUGCAGGCCGACAACAGAGCGACCGAACGGUGGACUGAAGUAGCCCUGCCAACGCUCCCGGAAUUAAAGGAGAAUCUCCAGGUUCCUCAUUAGGAUAGAUAGAGGUGACCGAGAAUUUUGAAGAUGCCGAGGGCAACGGUUGGUAACCACAGCCCUCCGCUGCUACUGAGAGUGAUGCUGGCUCUUGUAUCUCUUGUUGCGGCUCUGCUUUCAGUCACCACGUUCUUCCGGAUGGAACUCCUGCACCAUUUGCCAUGGACAAAGGGACCAGUAGACAAUAGUUCAGAUUCAUGCUCGUAUGGUCACUUCCGGCUGGGGGGAAUGAAGGACUGCCUUUCCUGGUUGUCCUGUAAGGUGAUUCAGAAUGAGGUUACUGUGGUGAAGCUGAUUGGUCGAGGUGCUGUCAAGCAGGUAUUCCUUGCACAUUGGCAAGGGCACAAAGUGGCUUUCUCUCAACUUGCUGUCUCCAAAUUUAGCAAUGACUUCUUUCAUGGACUAGAGAUGCUGAAAGGCUUGCAGAGUGUGUAUGUGGUCAAACUGCUGGGAUACUGUGAAGAAGAUCGUACCAUUCUCACAGAGUAUCAUCCAUUCGGAUCGUUAGUCAAUGUCAAUUCUGUUUUGGAACGAGAAGGGCACCGAGUCUUCAAUACGUGGGAAAAUCGAUUUCGUUUGGCCAUUGACUAUGUGAUGUUCCUGCAGUUUCUACACAACAGCCCUCUGGGUCCCCGAGUUAUGUGUGAUUCCAAUGACCUGAGGAAGACCUUGUCCCAGUAUUUAUUAACUACAGACCUGCAUGUGAUAGCUAACGAUUUGGAUGCUUUGCCAUUAGUAAAUCGGAGCGCUGGUGUUUUGGUAAAAUGUGGUGUCCGGCAACUUCAGGGUGACUUUGUGGCCCCAGAGCAGCUUUGGCCAUUUGGCAAUGACCUCCCAUUUUCUGAUGACCUCAUGCCUCCAUAUGAUGAGAGAACAGACGUGUGGAAGAUUCCAGAUGUUACUGAUUUCCUGCUGGGCCAGGUUGAAGGAAGCGAUGUCGUCAGACUCCAUUUGUUUCAAUUGCACCAAGACUGUAAGAGAACUGUGCCACAGCAAAGACCCUCAGCACUGAUGGUUCUACAGAGUUAUAAAGCUGUUUAUACUUCACUUACACAGGAGUCAGAACUGUCUGAUAGUUACAGCAGUGCAUCCCAUGACAUGUAAUUAAUGGUGAGAUUAUGUCCUUACAGUUACCGUAACUUAACUCAAAUAAAAUCUUUUUUAAUAAA